AGCGACCGCAUCGCGGAGGGAGGAGCGCCGCUUCCGAUCGGUGCCGCAGCUUCUACGGCUCGGCUGGAAACCUGGUCACGUCCGGCGGAAGGAGAAGCCGGUGACGAGCCCGGGUCUAAGCGGGCUGGGCAUGGGGGGCGCACACUCCUGUGAAGUUUGCUAAUCUGAAAAGGCCUGCCUCUUGUUCAAUAGAUGAUGGCAUUGAAGCAGACAUCAAUAAAGGAUUGGUACAGCAUUCUAGGGGCAGACCCAUCUGCAACUGUGUCAGAUCUGAAACAAAAGUAUCAAAAACUCGUGUUAAUGUAUCAUCCAGAUAAACAAAGUGCAGAUGUGUCAGCACAAACAGUGGAGGAAUGUAUACAGAAGUUCAUCGAAAUUGAUCAAGCAUGGAAAAUUCUAGGGAAUGAAGAGACAAAAAAAGAGUAUGACCUGCAGCGCCUCGAAAAUGAUUUAAGAAAUUUGGGACCAGUAGAUGCUCAAGUAUAUCUUGAAGAAAUGUCUUGGAAUGAAGAUGAUCACUCUUUUUCUCUAAGUUGCCGAUGUGGUGGAACAUACAGUGUUUCCAAGGAGGAAGCAGAGGAAGUUACCCUGGUUUCUUGUGAUACAUGUUCACUAAUUAUAGAAAUACUUCAUUAUAGCUGAAAUUGUUCACAUAAUGUUUUCUUUCACUGUGUAUACAGACAGGCUGAGAAAAAUCCGUUCCAACUUUGUGCAUCAAGCAAAUGUAUAAAGCUGAUAAGAAGUGGGCUUCUUUUUCAAUCUGCUCAUAUUUGCACAGAAAAUAUGAAAUUGUCAAACAAAGGCCACCGCAUAUUAAUAGAAAAUUCAUUUUAGGUUUUUCUGUGUGUUUAUAAUUUAUAUUUUACAGGUCACCAAAAAGGGGAGAACAUGAACUAUAAAUUAUAUUUCAUAAAUUCCCAUCUGAGAACUUGUAUUAUUAUUGGUUCCUUUUUUCCUUGGUACAAAAUAAAAAUUUUGUUUUUUAAAUACUCAUAGCUCCUUUUUUUAAUGGGUCAUAGGAUUAUCAUGUGCCUUUGUAGUUACUACAUUUUUGAUGUAAUAGAUGAUGUUUCUAGCUGCUAAAGCUGUAUGCCUACUGUAUACUUAUUUCAAAUUCUCAAGUCACUGAAAGUAAAUUAUAAUCUUUGUGAAUAGCAUAAACUUAGUUCUCCCAUAAUAAAGAGUAGAUAGGGGUUUUCAUGAGAUAUAGUUAAUAAAGUAAAUAAAAGUUAAUAAAGAAGGCAAAGUGGCAGCUGUAAAAAAAUAUAGCUUUGGAAUCAGAAGACAUGACUUCAACCUUAGCAUUGUAUUCAAAAUCUUCAUGUGGCAGUAUUAAUGGGAACAUGCUCUUCAGCACUACCGUCCACAACUUUAAAUGUGAUUUAGGAAAUGGUAGCUUAAAAGAAAAUAAUUUGAAACAGGUACAUUAUUCAAAGUAUUAAAAUAGAGUAGCAAUGCCUAUAUUUGUGAAUAAGAAACCACUGCAUUGCUGUUAUGAUGAAACAGACUUUUAUAUAUAUUGUUAAUGACUUUAAUAGUCUUAAGAUUUUAUUUUUCUAUAUAGUUCAUAUUCUAUGUACAAUAUGAGUACAUAUUUAAAGAACUUUAGGGUUCUUUUGGGGAUUGUUUAAACUUCUAUUUCAAAUGAGUAAGCAAAGCAUGUGACAUAGCAACUUUUUAUUAGAACAAACUGGCAUUUAUUGUUGGGUUAGACUUAAAAAUGACACUAAUCUGAUUUGUAAAUGUAGCUAAAGUAUGAGGCAUAUUCAAGAGGAGAUACUCUCAUUUUACCUAUAAAACAAAAAAUUCAGUGAGGUAGUCAUCCAGAUUUUCCCCCUAAAAAUAUUUUAACUCUAUCAAAAUUUAAAUGAUUUGGGGUUACAUUUUUAUCCAUAUAUUUUGAAGUACUGUAGCUUUCACAGUGUGUGUUGAAUUAUUUUUCCCAAUUAAAAAUAACUAAAGCUGAAUACAAAUAGUUUAUUAUUAGGUACAUGGUUUCAGUAGCAAUAAGAAAUUAACUUGAACAGGAGACAGUAAUCAGAUCAAAAUAAAUGCUUGCUAAUCAUCAGAAAAUCUGUGGCCAUUAGGGCUGUCACGCAGAAAUCCAAAAUCACUCAGAGGCCAUAUCUGUAAAAUCAAAAUGUGAUUGAAGAUAAUUAAUGAAGGUGAUGUUACAGAAUCAUCAUACUUUUUUAUUUCAUGUAUCCCUUUUCUCUAUGCCAUACCUCCUCCUCAUUCUCCUGCCAGAAACAAAUUUUCUACAUGAAAAUAAGACUUUAAAAUAAAUUUUUUUGUGUGUGUGUGUAUAUAUUUAAACUCUAAAGUUUGGAACAUUCAAAUAUAUAAGAAAUUAUAUGUUUGCAGUGUGUGAAUGUGUCUGUUUUCUUUACUAACCCUCAAAUAAGAAUUAACUGUAAGUAAGUACUUGAAUCUAACAUCUGUUUAAGUGUAAAGAAUCCUGUAAAUUAUCCAACAACCCCUAGUAUUCAUGUCUGUUUUUAUUUUUACUGCAUGUACAAAAAGAAGAAGCCUGUGAAAACAGUAAUUUUUCCUAAGGUUCAUACAUUUUCUACACUAUGGUGAGUCAAUUACUCACUGAAUUAGCUGUAAUAUCCCUGCAUUACAGAUAGUUUAACUCUAGACUGCGCGUCUACAAAUGCAGAGUAAUAUAUGUUUGGGGCCAUUCAAAUUAAAGGUUUUUUUAAUGCUACAAUAAAGGUAGUUUUAACUUUAUAAGUCAAGCAAAAAAAUCUCAAAUUACUCAUCUAGGGAAGGAGUAAUGUUUAUAGCUAUAAAGGCCAACUUAUUCAUACAGUGUAGUUACUGCAACAGUGAAGUCCACUGUUGAUUGAUGAUUUCAAAGUUUAUUUUAAAAGAAUUUUUUCAGCUAAGAGAAGAAAGCCUAGUUUUAAUCAGAAAACAGUACCUUAAAAAAUAUACGUCCUCUUAUUAGUCCAUAUGGAAUAGGCCCAUAGUACCUGGAAUCUGUAGAAUUCUGUAGAUUAUCACCUUCUAACCAAACAUGACCUGUUGGCACCUACAAUUAAGAAGAAAACAGCCCCUUUAAAAAACAAAAACAAAAAAAAGAGGUACUAUAUAAAAAGCAUGUCUUUCAGAUUAGGGAGAAAUGUCCUAAAGUCUUUUAUAUGGUAGAUAUACAACCAAUAAUUUGCAUUUUUGCUUUUAUCCUUACAAGGAAAAUAACUUUUACUAAAUAUGUGCAAGUGAUAUUAGAAUUUCAACUAUAUGAAAAGACCUAUCUUUUUUGCCAUAUGGUCCCCAAACAUUAAUUUGUUACACAAUCCCCAAACUGGGGUUAUAAGAGCUCAAAUAGUGUGACAGGGUCAUUAAUUUAAUAGACUUCAAAAGAGGUCAUUAGGAUGCUGACUAAAAAUGUGCCCUCCUGUCUCAAUAACAGCAUAAGCAGGGCAGCCACUCACUCAGCAACAUCCUGGGGCCAGUACCAAGGCCAGAUCUAUUAGAAUGCUCAUGAUGAACUAAAUG
This is a messenger RNA of Talpa occidentalis (Iberian mole), 3504 nucleotides long. RefSeq names its product DnaJ heat shock protein family (Hsp40) member C24 (gene DNAJC24). Lineage: Eukaryota; Metazoa; Chordata; Mammalia; Eulipotyphla; Talpidae. The record is from RefSeq and is a predicted model, not a curated record. The coding region runs from base 193 to 642 and encodes 149 amino acids. Gene Ontology annotation, molecular function: ATPase activator activity; ferrous iron binding. Gene Ontology annotation, biological process: positive regulation of ATP-dependent activity. The transcript is spliced from 5 exons.